Molecule: messenger RNA, 819 nt
Organism: Anoplopoma fimbria (sablefish)
Lineage: Eukaryota; Metazoa; Chordata; Actinopteri; Perciformes; Anoplopomatidae
Product: secretagogin-like
Exons: 11
Coding region: 1-819 (272 amino acids)
Biological process (GO): regulation of long-term synaptic potentiation; regulation of presynaptic cytosolic calcium ion concentration
Cellular component (GO): cytosol; dendrite; terminal bouton
Molecular function (GO): calcium ion binding
Source: RefSeq, a predicted model, not a curated record
AUGGACAACACCUUCGACAGCCUGGACGCUGCAGGUUUCUUACAGAUCUGGCAACAUUUCGACGUAAACGAUAACGGUUACAUCGAAGGGAAGGAGCUGGACGCCUUCUUCCAACACAUGCUGGAAAAAUUUGGGAAGAAGAAGGAGGAGAUAACAGAGGACAAAAUCAGAAGACUGAGAGAAAGAUUCAUGUCUGCUUACGACACGGCAGCUGACCAACGUCUGCAGAUACAAGAGCUGGCCAUCUUGAUGCUGCCAGAGGAGGAGAACUUCCUGCUUCUGUUUCGCAGAGAGACGCCUCUGGACAACAGCGUGGAGUUCAUGAGGAUCUGGAGAAACUAUGACGCGGACAGCAGCGGCUACAUCUCAGCGAUUGAGCUCAAGGGCUUCCUGCAGGACCUCUUCCUCCAACACAGGAAGUCCAUCACCCCUGACAAACUGGAGCAGUACACCGACACCAUGAUGAAGAUGUUUGACAAGAACAAGGACGGCAGACUGGACUUAAAUGACCUGGCCAGAAUCUUGUCCCUGAAAGAAAACUUCCUACUGAAGUUCAAAAUGGACGGUGGCAGUCAGGAGGACAGGAAGAGAGACUUUGAGAAGAUAUUUGCUCACUACGAUGUCAGUAAGACGGGUGCGUUGGAGGGCCCUGAGGUGGAUGGAUUUGUAAAGGACAUGAUGGAGCUGGUGAAGCCCAGCAUCACCGGCACAGACCUGGACCAGUUCAGGAAAGCCCUGAUGGGUCACUGCGACAUCAACGGAGACGGAAAGAUCCAGAAGAACGAGCUGGCUCUCUGCCUCGGCCUCAGACUCAGCUAA